AUGGAUAUCACUUCCAAGGCCACUUUGGUGACUCGGAAUGACUCAGCAACUGGAACUGGUCUCUCAUCUGGCCAGCAGGGUCUCCGAUAUGCGGCAUUCAAGGUUCAAAGCAGCGACACUGAGCGGAUAGGCUCUUUUGAUGCCGACUCCGGGAGGUUGACACAGCUGACCUACGCUUCUGGUACUCGUGUCCGUAGCCUGUACGAGGUGAUCGAGGCCCGGAAAUCAGAUAUCGUGGAGUCAAACGAAUCAUUCUCUGUCGAUGAAGUAGACCUUCUACCGCCCAUCUACGGGCGCGACGUACUAGCUGUCGGCAAGAACUACGCGGAACACGCAAAGGAAUUCAAUGCCUCGGGAUACGAUAGCUCUGACAAGGUCGAUCAGCCAACACAUCCAGUGAUAUUCACGAAAAGGGCGACCUCAAUUGUCGCUCAUGGUACAGACAUCUAUUUCCAUCCUAGCUUCACUCACACCUUAGACUAUGAAGGUGAAAUCGGAGCCAUCAUUGGCAAAAGGGCGUUUCAAGUCCCUGAAGAAAAUGCCUUCGACUACCUCUGGGGAUACACUAUUAUCAACGAUGUCACGGCAAGAGAGAAACAGCGCGACCAUAAACAGUUCUUCCUGGGCAAAUCCGCCGAUACCUUCUGCCCAAUGGGUCCAGUGGCUAUGGCAAAGGAAGACUUACCAGACGUACUGGAGGUGGUGACGCUUGUCAAUAGUGAAGAACGACAAAGGGCAACGACUAAGGACCUCAUAUUCAGCGUCCCUCACCUGAUAUCGGUCAUCUCUCAGGGUCAGACCCUCCUUCCAGGAGACGUGAUAGCCACGGGCACUCCAGCCGGCGUUGGCUUUGGCUUUAAUCCGCCGAAAUGGCUUCAGCCUGGUGACGAGGUAGAAAUAUCAGUGACAGGCCUAGGAAAACUGAAGAAUCGAGUUGGGAACAAGAGGCCGGCUCAGCCAUUCCAUCAGCCAGCUACGAUCUCUACAAAGAACGAUAAAGCUCUGAGCCAAGGUCUGACCAAAGUCGGCGCAACCAGCCUAUUCUACAAGACGGGUGGUACGGCGUCUGGAAAACCUACCAUCUUUGUCCACGGCCUCGGCGGAACACAUGAGUACUUCAACACUCUCGCUGAGAGACUACCGCGGAGAUGGCUGCAUUUGUUCGACUUCGAGGGUCAUGGUCUUUCUCGCAUCCAAGCAUCCCAGUCUGUGUCCAUCGAGUCGAUUGCAACCGACAUCAAAGGCAUCGCGGCCCAUGCAGGGAUUACCUCUGGUCUGACGGUGAUUGCUCAUUCCAUGGGAUGCCUUUCUGCAAUGAAGCUCGCGGCUGAAGAUUCAGGACUUGUGGACGAACUCGUGCUUAUGGGCCCUCCUCCUUCUCCGCUUCCCGCGGGAGAUGCGACCACAACGCACCAAAGAGCUUCGACGGUUCGAGGUCAAGGCAUGCACGCGGUCGCUGAAGCUGUAGCUCGCAUAGCCACGUCUGCCUAUACACAGGAGCACAACCCGCUGGCCUUUAUCGGAGCAAAGUUGUCCCUCCUUUCUCAAGACCCCGAAGGAUACGCCAAAGCUUGCCAUGCCCUCGCCGACACGUCCAAAGACGACGGCAUCGACAUGUCCGGGAUCAAAUGUCGGACGCUGAUCUUGACUGGUCGAGAAGAUAAGGUCUCGCCUCCAGCACUUUGUGAGAAGUACGCUUCUCAGAUGCCCUUGAGUGAACUGACCGUCAUCGACAAUGUCGCGCAUUGGCAUCUAUUCGAGGACCACUUGAAGACGAUCGAUGCCGUGGAUCGUUUUCUGUCUUAG
This is a messenger RNA of Exophiala spinifera, 1806 nucleotides long. RefSeq lists its product as uncharacterized. The record is from RefSeq and is a predicted model, not a curated record. The transcript is spliced from 2 exons. Lineage: Eukaryota; Fungi; Ascomycota; Eurotiomycetes; Chaetothyriales; Herpotrichiellaceae. Bases 1 to 1806 code for a protein of 601 amino acids. Gene Ontology annotation, molecular function: acetylpyruvate hydrolase activity.